This is a messenger RNA of Phyllopteryx taeniolatus (common seadragon), 8026 nucleotides long. RefSeq names its product acid-sensing (proton-gated) ion channel 1c (gene asic1c). The record is from RefSeq and is a predicted model, not a curated record. The coding region runs from base 3684 to 5306 and encodes 540 amino acids. Gene Ontology annotation, biological process: sodium ion transmembrane transport. The transcript has 11 exons. Gene Ontology annotation, cellular component: membrane. Lineage: Eukaryota; Metazoa; Chordata; Actinopteri; Syngnathiformes; Syngnathidae.
AGUGACUACUUUGCUUAGUUUCAGGACAACUGGGCAGCAGGAUAACACAUGCCGAGCAAACAAGAUGCAAUCCUACAUUGACUAUGCAGCAAAAUGAGAAUAUUCUUGCAAAAGGAAAGUGCCAGAGAGGACAUUUUAAGAUUUGAAGGGGCGAGGAGUGACUUUAUGAAACUGCCGGCCGCCGACUGAAAGCUUGAGUGACAGCACGUUUUACCUGCAAUGGAACAAGAGAAACGGUUCGGAAAAUAUUGGCGAGAACACCUGUUUCCUGUUUGAUGGCGAUUUGCGCUCCGUCUGUCAGGAGUUCUGUGCUGUGUCGUAUGCUUGCAGAUAUUCUGCCUGAGUCGCUCCCAUGUGUCGUGAAUUUGUUUAAUGUAGUGCCGCAGUUCCCUGCUACUAUUUGUCACUUUUAAUCAAUUAAAAGCUACAAAUGCAUGGUGGCCUUCCCGGGAGUGAUGGUGGUGCAUACUAAGCGACUGUGUUGCUUCCUCAGGCCCUUUAGAGGCAUACCACAAGAUGUCUCCCUUUGCUUAAAAAGGCGCAUCGGUCUCCUCAUAUUACUUAACGAGGGAAUUCUCACCCUGUCCUUGCUUCUUAAUGUCAGCCAGGAAAUAAUCACUGCUCAGUGUUGUUUUGUGUGUGUGCCAUUUUUAACUCAAGAUGAUGGAGGAAAUUAUUUGUAUUUUUGUCUUGAAACUGCAGAGCAUGUCGCCACAGUUCUAAAAGUGUUUGGUGAUACCCAAAUCACAUCAAAGCUGAUUUAAAAAAAAAAAAAAAAAAAAAAAAAAAAUGAAAUUGGUGUGGCAUGGGACUUUUCAUAUUUUUGCUAUUUUUUGGUUUGCAAAUAUGUUCAAGUGAUGUUAAACAUUUUCAAAUCCCAAAAGUAUUUGUUUACAUUGUAUAAGUGAGUUGCAGCUCACUUUGUUUGGCAGUGAAGAUCAAAAAGGCUUAUUAAUUUUCAGCGGCAUGGCGUUCGGAUGUAAAUGGUGGCUUUAGCCUUCCAUCACAGCCCCGGUGUUUGUGAUGUGCAUUUAAUUGCCGCCGCUGUCUCAUUUGGCGUCGAGCGUUCUCACUGGCCCGUGAAGGACCUCGUCUAGUUAUUCCUUCAAAGCCCCGCUCCUCUUUUUAAUGAGACCUCGGGGGCUCAACUGGGCUUCGACAGGAAGGGAGGGAAAGGGCUUGACAAGCUCACAGAUCACUGAGCCCGGGCAAAAAAAAAAAGUCACAUAGGAAUUGAUUGCUCGUUUAAGUUUAAGGGUAAAAAAAAAAAAAUUGGGGUGAUAUGGGAAGACUGAGACAAAAAUAGAACAGCGGAAAUAACGCAAGUGGGAGAAAUAAGAGCUGGGUGGAAAACAUGAUACUGAUUGCUAUUGAUUAGGUGUGGAGCAUUUCCUUUGCUGGCUUCAAGUUGUUUCAACUGCUGCCGAGUGAAAAUGUAUUUCUCCAUUUUUCUGUGGCACUUAUCCUGUUCUGGCCGCAGUAUGCGGUUGAACAUUUGUGGAGAUGGUGAACCUGCGGUCCGUUGUGCAAGUCUGAAAACAAGAAAAAAAAAAGCCUCCCAAAACAGCCCGGUGCCACCAGGCGUCUAAACUGCUGGAAAAAAGGAGAAGCGAGGCUAACUCUUAGCUUAUCAUUCCAUUUCACAUCCAAAUACGGAGUCUGUAAUUCGGUGUUGACAACACGCAUAAUGAUUUGCACUCAUAAUUUUUGAUAAAUUGGAACAAUUCUCCGCUACGACGUUUCUCUUAGCCGAUGGAUGAUGUCAAAUCAAUCUUAAAACACUCCACAUCACACGAUCAUUUCCCCGGAUAAUCCUUUCGAGACAUCCGUUAAUCGGGCAGUUUCUCAAUUUGAAACGAAGAGAGGUGAAAUGCUCAUAAUAUUCGGUUCGAUUAUCGGUACAGCUUAUUUGAAAAUUCAUCUAGUCUCAAUUCUCAAGGCCUCUUUAUAUUCCCGCCCUGGCGCGGCCGACAACGCCCGCAUUGCGUCACGUGACCGACGCCCCUAUGGGCCACUUGACGGGCGCACGGCAAAAAUAUUUGCGGAGAUCAUCUCUCGUGAUUGGUCCGUUUAAGUCACGUGCUGUGAUGACGUCCUCGGCAUUCCUCUCGGUUCCACUUACCACCUACGUCGCCGCCUUCUUGAUCGAUUUUGCAGCAUAAUUAAACGCAUCAUCUGGUCAUCCAGGUCCGUUUGUUGGAGCAGACGCAGACGCUGUGUGUGUAACCUGCUUUACUUGGGAACAGAGAAAAGCUUUCAGUGCAGCACAGAAGCCAGACGAGAUGCCAAUUGGAUAUGAAGCUUGAAAGACUUAAGGUGAUUACCAUCUCUUUGCAUUGGCCGGGUGACCUCUGACGCGAGUUUGGGGUCACACUGCUGACGAGGGACAAUCACAAUUGAAGCAAUUGAAGGUCAAAACUACUUUGUUUUGAUUUCUGGUUAAACUGAAACAAAGCCAAUCUCUUGCCAGAAUUCCGUCUUUUAUUCACUUCAAUUUGAACGUUUCAGUGCUGUGUCACCUGAUCGUUCAGUUCUUGAUACAUACGCAUGUCCUCUCCAAUCUCACGAGAUUGUCGGUGUCCUCACGCAAUUCACGGUCAACGCGUAGCCCAAAACUGCUAGAGCCUCGCAGUCUGUUGCCCCCAAUUUGGGGAAUGAAGCUCCUUUUACGCUAAGACACAUUUAAAAAGUAGUGGAAAACAUGUUUGUUGAAGCAAACAUUCCAGGAAGACUAGAUUUAGAUUAUUUUUUUUUCCUGUAUUGGUUAUAAAAUCGUAUGAUUCUGUAUGAAUGUUGCCUAUUCUACGUGAAGCACUUUGACGAAACCUAUAUCUUAAGAGUCUUAUUUCCAACAAGUAUUUCUUUUGACUGUCCUUCAAAACAAAAGGACAGUUUUGCCCAUUAACUGUUUCAGCACAGUAUGUGGUUCGCUUUUGUUGUCUACGACUUUUUCCCCCUAGAAGGUGCUGCCUAGACACAUUUUAAAAAGAUGCAUAUUUAAUAUCAUCCUGUAUGCAGCGGGAUGCAGUUACUCUGCAAUUGCAAAGAAAAUAUUUUAUACCCUCACUUUUUGCUUUAUGUGUAUGGAUCAAUUGAUCAAAGAACAAUUUGCUGUUUUUCUUUUUUUUUUUUUUUUUUUUCCAAAAUCAAGGAUCAUACAUUUUGCAACACAGUUUAAUGAGCGCGACUAUUUGUUCUCUGAUUGACGCACUCCCUCCGUGUACCGUUGCAAAUGCACUUCAUCACCGGUUGGGGGGAAAGAAAACCUUUCAUCCGCUGGCUCCACCUCGCUAUUGAGCGAGCGAGGGCGUGUGGGACGCAACAAGCUCUUUAUUCGUUUCGGCGUGCUUCAAGCCAACAGUCUUCAAAAAAAAAAAAAACAUCAAAGCUUUUCCCGGAUUUUUGUGUGACAUCAACAACUGUCAUUCAAACACGGACGGACUGAUGAUGAUGGGGGAUUUUUCUUUUUUCUUUUGCGUCGGACGUGUUGAGCUCGUUGUUUCAGUGGAUCUUAAUCUCCCUAGGGAGCCACACUUGUUCUCUCUGGGAAGAGAUUUGCAAGCCUGAGCAGCGCACACAAAGGUUCCCGUCACCGCUGCUGGGAAUUUUCACCACAAACUGCUAGAGUCCGAUCAAUUGAGAAGUCACUUCGGAGUUAGUAGUAGUAGGUAAGAGAAGCAAAUAUGCUUCACACCUGUGAGUCAGCCUCCUUGCAAAACGAUGGACAGGAGCUCCAGAAGUCGAGUGAGCAAUCGUGGAACGAGAUCACGGCCGCUUUCGUCACCAGGACCAAAGUCCACGGUUUGAAGUUUAUGUUCUCGCCGCACAAAUCCAAGCUGCAGCGGGCGACCUGGGUCGUGGCCUUCUUGGUGUGCGUCGCCCUCCUCCUCACUUGGUCCAGGAACAGAAUCCUCUACCUUAUGUCCUACCCCGUUGUGACAAAGAUCUACAUUGUUUGGGCUCAGGACAUGUCCUUCCCGGCCGUCACCUUCUGCAACAAGAAUGUGUUUCGUGCGUCCGCUCUGACCAGAGAUGACCUGUAUCACAGCGGCUACUGGAUGGACCUCAUGUACGCCAACGGCACGGUGGUGGAGAGGAGCCUGGCCAUCCUGAAGGAGAGCCACAAGCAGGGUCUGCUGAGCCUGCUGGACUUCAGCGGCUACGCCCGGCCGCCCCGUUACCGCGUCGACACCACAGAGAUGAUCGCUCGCCUCGGACACCAGCUGGAGGACAUGCUGCUGGAGUGCAGGUUCCGCGGUGAGACCUGCUCCGCCAAGAACUUCAGCACUAUCUACACGCGCUACGGGAAAUGCUACACUUUCAACUCGGGUCAAGAUGGCAACCCCCUGCUGACCACCUUGAAAGGAGGCACGGGCAACGGCUUGGAGAUCAUGCUGGACAUUCAGCAAGAUGAAUAUCUUCCUGUGUGGGGGGAAACAGAUGAGACCUCCUACGAAGCGGGAAUCAAGGUUCAGAUCCACAGCCAGGACGAGCCGCCCUUCAUUGACCAGCUGGGAUUUGGCGUGGCCCCUGGUUUUCAAACUUUUGUGUCAUGUCAGCAGCAACUGCUUCAGUACCUCCCUCCGCCUUGGGGAGACUGUAAGUCGACUCCCAUCGACUCGGAGUUCUUCUCCACGUACAGCAUCACCGCCUGCCGCAUCGACUGCGAAACCCGCUACCUGCUGGAGAACUGCAACUGCAGAAUGGUCCACAUGCCGGGCACUUCCACUGUCUGCACACCCGAACAGUACAAAGACUGCGCCGAUCCAGCGUUAGACUUUUUGGUAGAGAAAGACAACGAUUACUGUGUGUGCCAGACCCCCUGCAACAUGACCCGCUAUGGCAAGGAGCUGUCCAUGGUGAAGAUCCCCAGUAAGGCAUCCGCUAAGUAUCUGGCUAAGAAAUUCAACAAAACCGAGCAGUAUAUCGGAGAAAACAUAUUGGUUUUGGACAUCUUCUUCGAAGCUCUGAACUACGAGAAGAUCGAGCAGAAGAAGGCCUACGAAAUUGCCGGGCUCCUCGGUGACAUCGGAGGGCAGAUGGGUCUGUUUAUAGGAGCCAGCGUGUUGACAAUACUGGAAAUAUUCGACUACUUGUACGAGGUGUUCAAGGACAAAGUUUUGGGUUACUGCAUGCGCAAGAAGCGACCGCAGCGCUGUCAGAGUGACAACCUGGAGUUUCCAGAGAACCCAAGCAGGCCUGGUGUCACGCCUAAUCAUGCCCCCAGAGCACCUGCGACACCCUCCGGAGUCACUCGGACAGUCUCGGAUUCACGCCGAACAUGUUACCUCGUCACCCGACUCUAGGCAACUUUGAGGAGUUUGCUUGUUGACAACCUGAUGUUUUUUUUUGUUGUUUUUUUUUUCUGGGAGGGCGGGACUUGACGGCAAACUGUGAAACAAUUGACGUAUUUAUCAGAGAAAAACAUACAAGGUUGAUGUGUAUAGUAGUUAGUUUAUCAAUGCCUCGAUGGAAAUAGAAUACGAUCAUUAUCACAAAAAACAACAACUUCCGAAACAGAACUCAGGUUUAAAUGCAUCAUAAUUUAUUCCCAUUUCUCAAAAUGUCACUUUUCAGUCCCAAUGUGUCCAAAAAGGAAGUGAAGUUGCUACGUGACCAGGAAGACAAACACGGGACCUGCUAUGUGUAGCAGCACUCCUGCAGCAUCUCCUCCAGAGUGGCCAGGGCAGAAGGAGUUGACUGAUUGUUGCCUUUUAGCUUCAAUCCAUCACAUCAAAUGUUCAUCAUUAAAAAGUGUGAUCAUUCACUGUGUGUACGCUAACGUCCCACUAGCUCAUCAUUUUUGUUUUGUUCUGGUUAUUGAGAGGGAAUGCUGAAAACAUGUUUCUUUGCCUUUCUUAAUGUCAAUUGUGUCUUAGCUCAACGGUACGAAGGAGUAUUAGGGCCAUGCUGAAAAGACGGAAAUGCUAAGAGUUAUCAGAAUAAAGUCAUAAUGCACGAAUAAAAUCCAUUUUUUUUGCCCCCAUGGAUAAAACGUAAUUUUUGGGGGAAAACAGUCAUGAUAUUUAAAAAAUUCUCACACAAAUGUCAACCAAUGCAACAGUCUCCCUCAAGACUAUAAUAAAAUAUUCAUCAUAGUAUCAAAGUUUCUUUCAAACGCAUUUACAAUUAAAAUCUCAUAAACGUGUAUUUUUGUAAAAUUAUGACUGGAUAAUUUGCAGUUACAAUUAUUUUCAUUCUAUUCCAACUUUAUUCUCUGAUUCCCACUUUUUCUUGUAUUUUUGUUAAUUAUGACAUGAUUUCUAUAAAACUGACUUUUUCCCAUAAAUGAUGACUCACUGUCCUUGUAAAAUGGAAGGAUGGUGACUAUUCUCAUAAAAAAAACACUCAUACUUUUUCAUAUUACAAUCUUAUUUCAGUAAAAUCACUUUAUUUUUCACUAUUUCAAGCAAAUUAUUUUUUUGUAAAAUUCUGACGUUUUCCUAAAAAAUAUGACUACUCUUAGGAAAUAAAAAACUUUCUCAUUAUAUGAAAAAAUUCCCUCCAUAAAAUUAUGACUAUCCUUGGAAGAUUAUAACUUGUAAAAAUGUAAAACAAAAUAUAUAUUUAUAUAUUUUGCAAUAUUACGAUAUUUUUUGACAUUUAUUGUCAUAGAAUUGUGACUUUAUGAUCGUUAAAAUACACAUUUCUGUAAUAUAUAUUUUUUGUGUGCAAAUUUACGACAUCCUUGUGAAGUUGGUGAUUGUUUCGGGGGGAGUUUAACGACUUGCAUAUCCAUUUUUCUUCGUAACAUAUGCCGGUAACCAGGCAAAGACUAUUUGCAUAUAAUUAUUUCACGAUCCCGAGUUUAUCAUAAGACUGAAAAGUUUUGUAGUGUAGCCCUCAAAGGCAGUACUCGCAAAACCGUUGAACCCUCAGUUCACUGGGAAAAAGAAACCCAAACCGAUUGUCGUAGGAACCCUCAAAGCCCUCAAAGCGCUUCAGUAGGCACAGCGACUGGAUCCCGUAGCGUCGAAGCGGCAGCCCGGUGGCGUUGAGCAGGCAGGACCCGUGGCUUCGAAAGAGUCAAAAAUCCGUUCGCGUCGAAAAAACCAGGUCCAGAACCCCCCCCCCAAAAAAACUCUCCUUUCCCCGCCGCAUCUCCCGCUCUUCCUCCCCACGACCCACCUCCUUCCCCCAAUCCCAUUGGACGCACCACCCCUUCAAUCAAUCGUUAAAACAAAAAAAACCCUGAAAUGUUCACAGACCCCUCGGAACGCAGGACACCCCAGUAUCCAUCCACACAAAGAACCAAACAAACUUUUAACUAGUUUUCACAACACCAAUUCAAACAAAUACAGUUCAAAACAUUUUAGUCAGUACACUACAUAGUAUUGGGACUUUUUUUUGUGACUUUACAGCGAUUUAUUGAUUUCAUUCUCUAAAUGACUGAGAUAUAAUGCAAAUGUAUUCUUGCAAAAAUUAAGAUUUUUUUUGUAUUAUACAGUAUAUAUGUAUUUUAUAUAUAACAGUUAAUUCCUGCAGAUUGAUGAGGGGGGGGGGGGGGAAAUUGCGCAAUCCUACGACUUUAUUGUCACAAAAGUACAAAUUCGAAGUCUCCAUGUGAAAGUGCAAAUGUAAUUCCCGUUUCCUUUCAGCGUUACUGUCGUUCUCGGUGUGGCCCCGAUACUUCUCCAUACGUCGAAUCAGCACGAUGCCUGGCGAUUAGUAAUCUAUUGUCUAUGGAAGCUCAGUUGAAGCGUGUAUAUAACCACAAUCGAUUGCCAUGAAGAAAUUCUAUACUACUCAUGUACAAAUACAGGUAUUUCUAGAUCUAGACAGACUGUUUCUCUGUUUGCUUUGACCACAGUGAUGUAGACCAUAAGUGUCUUGGUGAUUAGCACCAACGUGACUGAGAGUCAUCGACGUUUUGACGCGCGACACAAACGCAUUGUACAAUUCCACCGUUGUAUCCUGUUGUUAAUUCUUCUUCUUCUUAACUAUUCCAAAACAUGUAACGAGUCACAAAUGACACUUUUGUGAUGUAACAAUGAUCAAGUAUAAUAAAGCCGAUAUUUACCAAUCA